This is a messenger RNA of Pocillopora damicornis (cauliflower coral), 2520 nucleotides long. RefSeq names its product conserved oligomeric Golgi complex subunit 6. Gene Ontology annotation, biological process: intra-Golgi vesicle-mediated transport. Gene Ontology annotation, cellular component: COG complex. The record is from RefSeq and is a predicted model, not a curated record. NCBI's taxonomy places the organism in Eukaryota, Metazoa, Cnidaria, Anthozoa, Scleractinia, Pocilloporidae.
GUAGAAUUCCAAGAUGGCGGAAGGGAGCGAACCUCAACCAAACAAUCCGCUAUCAAGGAAAUUAAACAAGAUCUUAGAAACUAGAUUGGACAAUGACAAGGAAAUGGUGGAGGCUUUGAAGGCCUUGUCGACUUUUUUUGUGGACAACAGUUUGCGUUCUCGGCGGAAUUUGCGUGGAGAUAUUGAAAAAAGAAGCUUGGCAAUCAAUGAGAGCUUCGAGGGUGCAUUUAGAGAUGUUAAACAGCAACUGGAUGCUGUGCAUGCAGACAUUGAACAAAUGAGUAGGUGUUGCACAGAAAUGACAAGCAGACUUAAGUCUGCAAGAGACCAAACCUCUGACUUGAUAAGCAAGACUACCACACUUCAAGCUGAAAGUCAGAGAAUACAGAUGAAAGAAACAGUCGCAGAUGCAUUCAUUUCAAGAUUCCAAUUAAAACCGGACGAGGUUCAAGCUCUGAAGGGAACACGGAAUGGACCCAUUUCUGAGACAUUUUUUGAAGCCCUCUCACGGGUUAAAGAAAUUCACAAAGACUGCAAACUUUUGCUGAGGACGAAACAACAAACAGCUGGUUUGCAGAUCAUGGAAGCCAUGGCAUUACAUCUAGAGUCCAGCUACGAGAAGCUUUACAGGUGGAGUCAAGUCAAUAGUAUCGGAAGGUAUGCUUUAGAUGAAUAUGGAACAGCCAGAAGAACUGCGGUGGUGAGAUGCUUCAUUGAUGCACUCACAAGAGGAGGACCUGGUGGAACUCCCAGACCAAUUGAAUUACACUCACAUGAUCCAGUCAGAUAUGUUGGCGAUAUGUUAGCAUGGCUUCAUCAGGCGAUAGCUUCAGAAAAAGAACUUCUCCAUAGUUUACUAAGAAAUUCAUCAUCAACAGACGACAACAUACAAAAAGAAAUCCUUAGUCACAUAACAGAAGGAGUGUGUAGACCAUUUAAGGUACGAGUGGAGCAGGUCAUUGUGUCAGAGCCGGGCGCCGUGAUGCUGUUCAGUUUAGCAAACAUUCUAAAAUUUUAUGGCACAACGAUAGGGAGCCUUAUUGAUGAAGAUGCGUCGGUAACAGUUACCAUUCUUGACAUGAAUGCUCUAGCGUUGAAGAUGUUCUACAACAGUUUAAACUGUCACGCGAGCAAACUGCUAGAAAAGAUUGAACUCCCUCCCCCAGAUCUAAGUCCUACAGAAUCGCUAAGAGAAACGAUGAGUUUACUUAGAGACGUCCUUACAUGUCACGAUGCUUCUGUUAUUCCACUGGAUGCCAGGCAAGCUGAUUAUUCAAGGAUUAUUUCUUGUCUUGUCGACCCACUCAUCCAGAUGUGCUCCAUGUCGGCCAGCCAUCUGAAUGCGUCAGACAUGGCUGCUUACAUGAUAAACUGCAUUCAUCAGAUACAGAGCACGUUGGCGGUGUACGAAUUUACUGAUAAACACAUCGAAAUGCUAGCGGGUCAGACGGAAGCACAUCUAGAUACGUUGAUCAGUGAGCAAGCAUCAUUCAUUCUUGCUCGUUCCGGUGUUGGUAAUCUGUACACUGUUUACCAGGAGAACCGCGGUCAGAGGGUUGCGCUGUCCUCGCUUCAUGGAAUGGAUCCGCAGAGUGUUAAGGACGCCAUGGCCAAAUUCGAUAAAUAUCUCUCGUGUCCCGACAGUCUAGUUAUGCCUCAGUGCAAUCUUUUGAGAACGACAAGACUACGCGAUACCGUCCACAAGCGAGCAGUGGAUGCUGUUUGUGCAACGUACAAGACGCUCUACGACGCUAUUGUGAACGAUAGUAACAAAUACCCGGAUGUUAAAACUUUGGUGCCUCGCACCCCAGAUCAAGUAACUUCGCUCCUGACGUAGCGAAUGAAAAAUUAAUCCUUAUUUUUAACCACGGUGUAAAUAAAUAGAAUAAGGGAAUUUCUUGUUCUCUAAAAUAACCCAAACUCUACAGGUGAGGAAGUUAGAAUUUUAGUUUGAUUGAAAAAGUGAUUAAUCUUCUGGCUGUAUUAAUGACCGGUCCCAGUAUUGCAGUGCACUUUAAUAAACCCUUUUAUUAUUAAGGGUAAGUCAGUAUGUAAAUUCACCUUACAUUGCUCAUACAUUUUCAUACAUAGUGGUAAUGAGAAUAAAGACACAUAUCAAUUAGGGAAUGAUACAAUGAUGUAACAGCAGAUUCUCUGCCUUCAGUUGAGGGAAGAGCUCUCAGAUCUUGGAAGUGAAAAUAGUUAAUUGCUGAGGAGUUUCUUCGAGAGUUUUCUCAAGAAUUUUGUGAAGUGCACGUUACAUUUAGUUGUAAAGCAGAGAAUCUUUGAAAACGACAUUUUAAGAAAAUUAUGAUUGAUAAAAGAACGAAGAACAUAAUAUUACAUUGAACUCUUUUGAACGCGAUCAAAGGAAAAAAGUGAAGAAAAAAUAAAAGGAAAACUUAUUUAAAAUAAAUUAAGGAAACAAGAUUGCACAGCUUGAAAUUUUGAAUAAAUCGUCACGGUAAAAGUGUUUGUAUGCGAUUCUUGUUGUUAUUAAACUUAAACUGUCUUAAAUUA